AUGAUGUCCUCAAAAUUCCGUACCGAAGACGCGUGGAUCAUCGGUCAACGAAUGGCCGCCCGUCUCGACCACGAGGCGUUUCCCCUUCACAAAGCCGCCUUCUUCAACGACACCCAUUCGAUAGUGCAACUAUUACGUGUGGGGCGGAGCCUAUCCGAGAAGGAUAUGCAUGGAAAUACGGCGUUACAUAUUGCGACAAUGUUGGGACAUCGGGAGGCGAUUGCGAUUCUUCUGGCGAAUAAUGCGCCUGUUCGAAUCAAGAAUAUCGAUGGAUGGAAUCCGUUGAUGGAGUCUGUUAGCUAUGGAGAUCGACAGAUUAUAACCGAAAUGCUGCGAAAGCUGAAAACCCAAACGAACGAAAAACUCGCUCGCGGCAAGCCACACCUCCUCAAAAUGUUCCAAGACCUCGGCGACUUUUACAUGGAAUUCAAAUGGGACUUCCAGUCAUGGAUACCCCUCCUCUCGCGGAUUCUCCCGUCCGACGUGUGUCUCAUUUACAAAAAGGGCAACCUGCUGAGAAUGGACACCACGCUGGCGGAUUUCAGCGAACGGAAUUGGGAACGCGGCGACAUCACUUUCCUAUUCAACGUGGACGCGGCGCCAGGCGAACAGCUCGUCGUCAUGGACAACAAGACGAAAGUGUUUCAACGUGGACGACGUGAGGAAUCUGAAGCCGAGAUUGACGAAGAAGUGGACGUGCUGAUGUCCACAGACAUUGUCAACGCUCACAUGUCCACAAAAACCGUCGGAUUUAAGCAAGCGUACUCGGGAUGGGUGUUUAAACACGCCAGGGAGGAGCAAAUGGGCGAUUUUCCCGUGAAUUUUUAUAGUGUUGAGGGGUUGAAACUGACGACACGGAAGCGGAGAGAACAUCUGACGAGUGACGACGUCAAGAAGAAUAAAUCGAUUUUGAGCAGUUUGACGAGUGGACACACGGUUAAUGAUGAUGAGUUUGUGAGUCUCCAACACCGAAAGUCCCUUCCACCACCGGGCCGCCUACCGACCACAUGGGAAGAGUAUUCCGGUGCGGCACCCGGUGCCCCACCACAAAUGGGACGUCCACAAAUUGUGAAAACGAAUGAGAAACAAUUCAAAGCGCUCGUCGGAAUGUCGGAAGAGUUUCCACUAUCAGUGGAUGUGCUCGUCGAUUUGUUGGAAGUCGUCGCCCCGUUCAAACAUUUGGAUAAAUUGAGACGAUUCUGCUCGGCUAGGUUGCCACCAGGCUUCCCGGUUUGUGUUGAAAUCCCUCUUCUCGCCACGAUCGCCGCCAAAGUCACUUUCCAAAAAUUCCAAUUCACCAACGACAUUCACGACAAACUGUUCACAAUACCGACGUCGUAUAGAGAAGAUCCGACACGUUUCCCCGAUUUGUGA
This is a messenger RNA of Caenorhabditis remanei, 1374 nucleotides long. RefSeq lists its product as uncharacterized. The record is from RefSeq and is a predicted model, not a curated record. Bases 1 to 1374 code for a protein of 457 amino acids. NCBI's taxonomy places the organism in Eukaryota, Metazoa, Nematoda, Chromadorea, Rhabditida, Rhabditidae. Gene Ontology annotation, molecular function: protein binding. The transcript has 4 exons. Gene Ontology annotation, cellular component: cytoplasm.